AUGCUGAUAUUAUUUGUGAUAUUAGCCAGUACAUUUUUAAUAAAUUACGCCCAUGCUCAAACGUGCAAUGCAAAAACGUUGCGCAAAGUGGAUUUGAGUGUAGCCCGUAUUAUUACCAUCGGUAAUUCUGGCCGACAAUUCCCCGAACAAAAAGGGACCGAGUUGAAAAAGUAUUGCUCUGAAUAUUACCGUAUUUUCCCGUGCAUAAUCACCAAGACCAAACGCAUACCGGUUUGCACCGAACAACACGUGGACACAGCUAUGAAUUUUGUGCGCUCGAUGUUAGGCAACGCCAUUGACUUAUUAUGCAGUGAAUACAGUGAAGGAAGCGAUAAGUGCGAUACGUUGGGUCGACCACCCCGUAAAUUAAAACACCAACGUCGGACAAAAUCAUUUUUGAUACCCCUACUGGAUAUGUUUGAUUCCUUUCCUGAAGUGUAG
Molecule: messenger RNA, 441 nt
Organism: Medioppia subpectinata
Lineage: Eukaryota; Metazoa; Arthropoda; Arachnida; Sarcoptiformes; Oppiidae
Source: the annotation of a GenBank genome assembly